AUGGCUGUCGAUGUACCUAGAUCUGUCGUCCAAAAGUUGAUGUUUUUCACCGCUGCCAUGGUCAUCUUGCCGGUAUUAUCAUUUUUUGUAGUACAGCAAAUGACCAGCAAUACGCUAGUUAGUGGCGGAUUGGCAGCUUUAGCGGCCAAUUUGGUUCUCAUAGCAUAUGUCGUAAUGGCAUUUAGCGAAGACUCGUCGGACUCAGCUAGCGAAGAGUCCGGCAAAGCUGGCACGAAAAAGACCGAUUAA
Molecule: messenger RNA, 249 nt
Organism: Lachancea dasiensis
Lineage: Eukaryota; Fungi; Ascomycota; Saccharomycetes; Saccharomycetales; Saccharomycetaceae
Source: the annotation of a GenBank genome assembly